This is a messenger RNA of Coregonus sp. 'balchen', 20471 nucleotides long. NCBI's taxonomy places the organism in Eukaryota, Metazoa, Chordata, Actinopteri, Salmoniformes, Salmonidae. The record is from the annotation of a GenBank genome assembly.
ACAGAGUGUGCAUAUGGGGAGCGGCUCUGAUGGGACUGAAGAUUCAGACUCUUCUGCUGAGCGGGAACAGACAAACAGCUCAGAGAGUGAUGGAAACAUACCCAAGAGAACACGCCUCACAAGAGCAUCUCUGCGCCUCAGCCAAAGCUCACAAGGUAAAGCCAUGGGAUGGAUGCUUUAGGUGUGAAUCAAAACCUACAUUUCAACUGAAAUAUUUAGGCUAGCUAACAAUGAGACAGUCACCUGUCUAGGAGACCUUGUGAGGGCUAAGAAUUGCUAAAAGAUUCCAUUAUUGUAUCCUACAUUGUAGGGUGUCCACCCACCAGGGUUUCUGUUAGGAAAAUGUGGCGCCGGACAUUAGACCGGCAAAUUUUUUAUUUACUGGACAUUUAAGAUGUACCGGACCCAUAUGCAUUGGGUGGGUAACCUGAUUAGGGCAUCCACCCACGGUGCUCAGAAUGACAGAAAUCACAUUUAGAAUAUGGUAUAUAUUAAUAGAACAUGUAAGUCGAGGAUGCAACAAUGUGCGGUCCUUCUUACUGAAUUUUGAUGUGCACUUUCAACAUGUUAGAAUAACUGUCCACAUGUACUUUUCCUCAGCCAACAAGACAAGUAACAAACAGCUAAAUCACUAGCCAAUGUCAAUCUACCAUAGUAUAUACUUUUAGGCUACCUAUUCUAUUGGUCAGCUUGUUGAGAAAGAAAUAGCCUAUUCCAAACAGACUCUGGGACAGUUGUGGGACGAUUGAGGCCAAAUUCAUACAACCAGCAGGCCUAGGCUACAUAAAAACACCUGGUUAAAACCAAUGAGUCUGAUGCAACAGAUCAGAACCUUUAUCUUAAAAUGUUGAUAAACUAUUAUUUCUUCACAUUAUAAAUGCAGCAAUGCCUACAAGGCAGUAGGCUAUGUGUGAAUGUUCAUUCCAUAAUGCAAUUAGCGGGAAAACAGCGUUGUCAAAAGGGCACUGCACAUGCGAGUUGUUUCAUGUAACAGAGAAGACAAUAUCCGUUAGAAAUUUAGAAAGAGUGGAGAUCUAAUAGGCUACUUUGAAGCAAGGUAUGACAUGCCUCAUAAUAUGUAUUAAAACAUUAAGGUUUCAACCAAUGAAGUAUAUGUUUUCAAAAUACAUACUGCCUCCAGCUCAUUGCAAAGUGGUGUGUGACGCGCUGAUGAAGCCUGCCUUCCGUUGCAGUUUGAUGCCACGUUCAAAACAACUGGGAACUCGGAAAUCUCAGACUUCUGACUUCAUUGCGUUCAAGACAACUGGGGAAAAGACUAGCUCCAACUGGGGGGAAAAUUGUUUUGAACGGUCAUCCAACUCAGAAUUCCAACUCGAACUCUGGCCUCUUUCUAGACGUCAUAAUUUGACGCCGCAUUUUUCAGAGUUCCCAGUUGUCUUGAAAGCACCAAAAGAUACUGCUGCAGCAGCUCUUGCGCUGUCUGACAGAUUUACCAAUCAAAGGCUCUAUAUCUGUAUGCAGUACGCAUCUAAUAAAUAAGAUAGGCUACAUAUCGAAUAUACUGUACACACGCGCCAAUUUAAUUCCACUAAAUUAUGCAAAUUAACCUAGACCGAUAAGCAUGACCAGUCAAAUUACAUCGACUGGUAUUUCCAUCAAUGACUAGGCUAAAAAGUAUUAUUUCGAAGUAGAGAUUUUUUUCUGCUUCUCCCGGACAAUUGGCCGGCACCAAUUUUAUUUAUCAGAUUAUCAAUAUUUUUAAUGGACAAAAGCCGGUUGUUACCGGCUAACGGAAACUCUGCCACCCACUCUGCCCAGAGUGGGUGAAAAUGCACUUUGGUGAUGAAAUGUUACUUCCUUGUGUUAUAAAAUAAAUUUUACCAAGACAAAUAUGAUUCUUCAUGUUCUGAAUCGUUCAGUGGGGUCUUUCUCUAGCAUAUCAUUAAUGUUAUAUCCAAAAUGUCAGAUUUCGUAACCUAACAUAUCCGAUAAUAAGCACCGAGCUCUGUUGACAGAGCUCUGCCGCAUUCUCGCAUCGACUUUUGAGGAUUUUACAUGUUGUGGUGGUCGUCUGCAAAGUUGUUUCCACGGGUCGCAAAAUUAACAUGACAUGAGCCUAAUUAAAUGUAAAAGGCUUUGAAAAUAUAAAGAUUGCGGUACGCUCAGUGCUCCAUUGACAUUUCACAAAGAUACGCUUGUUUUUGUGACAGGAAUUUCGCAUGAAUAUGAAAAGCGUAUACUAAAAUAUGAAAAUACUACAUGUCAUGUCACAAAAUCGAUAUCUAUCUUACCUCUAUAUUGUUUUAUGUUCUCCGGAUUCGAGAAGAAAGAUGACGAGUUCAACGGUGAGCCUGUCAGUUAGCCUUAAUUCUCGCACAGAAUCCAGCCUAGCUGACGCAAUGCUAUUUUCCAGAUUUUUGACCACUUUUUUUCUCUGGCCUCUAUUGAAUUAUUCUCCCUAAUUUUGGCCAUCCUACAAGGGUAAAAACUCCAAUAACGUUUGAACAUGAUAGACAUGGAGCAUUGUUUUUCUUAGAGGAGUAUCUACACAAUUAACAUAUUGUUUUAUCCAUUGGUCCCCAUUUUUAUUUUAUUUUAUUGGACACCCUAUACAUUGGCCUUGUAGCUAAAUGUUGUGGUGUUUCUCCCACCUGUCCAUGUAGGCACACCAGAUGUGAAGCAAGAUGAGUCUCCACCGUUGACGCCUACAGGCAACGCCCCAUCGUCUGAGUCUGAGCUGGACAUCUCCAGCCCCAAUGCCUCCCACGAUGAGAGCCUGGCCAAAGACCCUGCCCUCAGAGACUCCGACAAGGACCUCUCCCACCGGCCCAAGCGCCGACGCUGCCAUGAGACCUACAAUUUUAACAUGAAGUGUCCCACGCCGGGAUGCAACUCACUGGGUAAGAUAAGUGAUCAUUUGGUUAGUGGCACCACUGCUAGUUUAGUGGAUGCUCAACAAUCUUGUUAUGAUUAUUUUGUUAUAUAUUUUUAUUGUUAUUAUUAUUUGUAUUUUUUAUUUUCUCCCUUAUUUCGUGAUGUCCAAUUGCGAUCCAAUUACGAACUUGUCUCAUCGCUGCAACUCCCCAAUGGGCUCAGUAGAGGCGAAGGUCGAGUCAUGCGUCUUCCGAAACAUGACCCGCCAAACCGUGCUUCUUAUCACCCACCCGCUUAACCCGGAAGCCAGCUGCACCAAUGUGUCGGAGGAAACACUGUUCAACUGACGACCGAAGUCAGCCUGCAGGCACUCGGCCCGCCACAAGGAGUCGCUAGAGCACGAUGAGCCAAGUAAAGCCCCCCCGGCCAAACUCUUCCCGGCCAAACCCACCCCUAAACCGGAUCAUCGCUGGGCCAUUUGUGCGCCGCCCUAUGGGACUCCCGGUCACGGCCGGUUGUGACACAGCCUUGGGUUCAACCCGGGUCUGUAGUGACACCUCAAGCACUGCGAUGCAGUGCCUUAGACCGCUGCGCCACUCGGGAGGCCCUAUGAUUAUUUUUAUGAAAUAUCUCUGGUCAAUCAAAUGUGUUCUCUGUAAACUCAAUGCUUUUCUGUCUCUCUUGUUUCUCACAGGACAUCUAACAGGGAAACAUGAACGGCAUUUUGCGGUAUCAGGAUGCCCACUUUACCACAACCUCUCUGCUGAUGAAUGCAAGGUACAUGUCAGAACAAUAUUUGCCAUUGGUUAUGUGUUUUUUGAGGUACAUUAACUUCAUUGUCUCGUACUAUGAGAGCUACAGAGAAUCAAACCCCCAAUAAAUGUAUUCAUCCUUUUUAUUGACAGGUGAAAGCAACCACUCGCGAGAAACACGAAGAAGAGACAAAGGUGCAGGAGGACAGCAACAGACACGCCACACGACACCAGGUCAAAUUAAUCAAAUUAAUCUUGAUACUUUUUAAGGUGAUACAUUUUAUCAUGUUGGAAGGGGGGAAAAAAGCUAAAAUCACAAUGAAAUCCUGUUGUGUCCACCAGACGCCCACGUCAAGACAGACAAGAUACAAAGAGCAGGUGACGGAAAUGAGGAAGGGCAGGAACUCUGGGCAGUCUAAGGAGCAGAAGGAGAAAUACAUGGUGAGACAUAUUCAAAUGACUAGAGGGACAAUUAUGUUUGCUAUGGAGAUCUUACAUUUUGGUAUCUUAGAAUUUUAAACGUAUUUCAAAAGUAGUUUUUUCAUAAGUAUUUACUUAGACUUUUGAAGCCCUUUAAAGUCAUUGGUAUUUUGUGAUGUUGUCAUGUAGACUUUGUUUAUUGACACAAUCAGCACUCCAUCACCCAACCGUUUUAUUUCUCCAUCUCGUCCACAGGAGCAUCGACAGAGCCACGGCAACACCAGAGAACCUCUUCUGGAGAACAUCACUAGUGAAUAUGACCUGGAGCUCUUCAGAAAAGCCCAGGCACGUGCAUCUGAAGAUCUGGUAAGAGAAAAACCUCAGUGCACCUACUUCCUUCAUUCAUAAUAAACCAAUAGUGAUAUAGAUUGUAUUGUAGAUAAGGUAAUCUUGGUUGUUUAGAAGAAUUUCAUAUUUCACCUCUCUUGUUUCGCACUUAUUGAAAACACCACAGGAGAAGCUGCGGAUCCAGGGCCAGAUCACGGAGGGCAGCAACAUGAUCAAGACCAUCCUGUUCGGCCGCUACGAGCUGGACACCUGGUACCACUCGCCCUACCCUGAGGAGUACGCCCGCCUGGGACGCCUCUACGUCUGCGAGUUCUGCCUCAAGUACAUGAAGAGCCAGACCAUUCUGAGACGACACAUGGUAAGAUAAUGAAGACCAGGCUUAUCACCUCUUAGGCUGGGGUUACACAAAGCAACUUUCACGUAAUUUUAGUUGCAGUUGCAGGUUACGAGUGACAUCCUCUCAAGCCACUUUGCUGAUACACAAAACAACUCAAAUGCGUUAUUAUUAUUAUUUUUUAUUUUUUUGUCACCUUUAUUUAACCAGGUAAGCCAGUUAAGAACAAGUUCUCAUUUACAACUGCGACCUGGCCAAGAUAAAGCAAAGCAGUGCGAUUAAAAACAACAACACAGAGUUACAUAUGGGGUAAACAAAACAUAAAGUCAAAAAUACAACAGAAAAUCUAUAUACAGUGUGUGCGAAUGUAGUAAGGCAAUAAAUAGGCCAUAGUGCAAAAUAGUUACAAUUUCGUAUUAACACUGGAAUGAUAGAUGUGCAAAAGAUGAUGUGCAAAUAGAGAUACUGGGGUGCAAAUGAGCUAAAUAAAUAACAAUAUGGGGAUGAGGUAGUUGGGUGGGCUAAUUUCAGAAUGGCUGUGUACAGGUGCAGUGAUCGGUAAGUUGCUCUGACAACUGAUGCUUAAAGUUAGUGAGGGAGAUAAGAGUCUCCAGCUUCAGAGAUUUUUGCAGUUCGUUGGCAGCAGAGAACUGGAAGGAAUGGCGGCCAAAGGAGGUGUUGGCUUUGGGGAUGACCAGUGAGAUAUACCUGCUGGAGCGCAGACUACGGGUGGGUGUCGCUAUGGUGACCAGUGAGCUAAGAUAAGACAGGGAUUUGCCUUGCAGUGAUUUAUAGAUGACCUGGAGCCAGUGGGUUUGGCGACGAAUAUGUAGUGAGGGCCAGCCAACAAGAGCGUACAGGUCACAAUGGUGGGUAGUAUAUGGGGCUUUGGUGACAAAACGGAUGGCACUGUGAUAGAUUACAUCCAAUUUGCUGAGUAGUGUUGGAGGCUAUUUUGUAAAUGACAUCGCCGAAGUCAAGGAUCGGUAGGAUAGUCAGUUUUACGAGGGCAUGUUUGGCAGCAUGAGUGAAGGAGGCUUUGUUGCGAAAUAGGAAGCCGAUUCUAGAUCUAACUUUUGAUUGGAGAUGCUUAAUGAGAUGCUUAAUGAUUGAAAUAGCAUGCAACAGCCAAUCAAAUUGAAGCUACUUUUGUCAUAUAUUUGGGAAUUCUAAACUCACCCAAUGUCAUCUGCUGUGUUACAUUGUGAUUUCACAAAUUAUUUGUUCAUCCAACGGGUUGGUUAUUGUAUAAGGAUCGAGUUAGAUAAAAAGCUGGCUGUACAAUUUAGCUAGCUAGCCAAAAUAAAAUUGCCAGCACUGUUUCAUCAAGCUAGCUAGCUAGCAACGAGCUAACCAAGCUAGCAACGAGCUAAGCCAACUAAUGCAGUUCAUGUUGGACAAUGUCAGUUGAAACUGGUCAGAGAGAGGUCUGGGUUAACCUAAGAAAUUACAUUUAUUGACUGCCAAACCAUGUACAUAAACCUUUACUAACCAUGGUGCCAAUAUUUAUUUAUACAGCUCCCGUUUGGCUAAUGUCUCUUCUGUCAACCUUGAUAGUGGUUCUCGCAGCACUGGUAGCUGUGUUGACAUGACAACAUAGGGUUCCGAACCUUGGAAUGGAUCAUGUGACAAAAUAUUUUGUUUUGAUUGGCUGUUUCUUUCAACUAGUUGCACAAAGUUGAAAUGUUUGCAACUGGAUGCAACCAAGUCGCAGAUUAAUUGCUUAUCAGUGGCAGGGGGUGUUACACAAAUAAAUCAAAAUACAACAUAGUUGCAAGCAACUAAAGCUGCUUCCAAUUUGCUACGUGUAACUACACCCUUAAGGUUUGAACAGACCACCAAGACUGUCGGCUGCAGUAUACCUCUGCCCAGAAUGUCAGUCAAUGCUUUUUUUUGUGUACACAUUAGUGAUGCGUGGGUUGACUCAUAACCCACAGUCCCUGCGGUUAUAUCUGUGUUGUGGGCGGGUUUGGGGUCAUUAAAUAUUGUGUGUAUGAAAGGUGGGUGGCUGGCGGGUUAAAUAAAGAGAAAAAAAUGCAUUAAAAAUUCAAAAUGUAUAAUUCUUGUGCAGUUCAUAUUUUUAGGCUACAUUUAGGUUUUUCUUUCAUCAUUUUUAUCUGUAGUUGGUGCGUAGGCCCUAAAGCUUAGGCUUAACUGUACGCGCACCAAAUACACACCAUUUGCUAAAUGCUUUUGGGAACUUGGGCAGAAAAAGUUAGUCGAUCCAAUUAUUAUUAUUAUGUUAUGUGUGAUGAUUGUGAGGCGCUAUACAGAUUGGACAGUCACAAGACGGGGAUUUCAAAUAUGGCAGGCCAAGGGAACUGUACUGUUCAGAUGGGUUAAAUGGAAUAGUAACUGAAAUCUGGACAUUGACUGUAGGUCUAUAACUGCUCACAUAGCCUAGUAUAACAUUAACUCCUGCAGAAUUAAGCAGUUCUUGCAGCAAAAUGUUACACCAAAUGUACAUUUUGACUCGGGAACAGGAGUGGAGAAAUAUAAUGUAUUUAUUUCAGAAUCUUGAGAGAAUGAAUGCGCGGUUAGGGAACGUAUCUAAAGGUUCUAUCUUUAUCAGCAUCAUAAAAGCUGAUAGUAUUUCAACCACAUAAAAUAUGCAUCCAAGCCGAACUAAAAUCUUAUCAGAAAUACGUUGUAGUGUUUUCACAGCUUUUAAUUCCCUUAAAACUGGUCAAACUAAUGCAGACCUGCCAACCUGCACGCAUUUUGCGUACCAUGCAUCGCAGUGCUAGCUGUGCCACUAGAGAUCCUGGUUUGAAUCCAGGCUCUGUCGUAGCCGGCCGCGACAGGGAGACCCAUGGGGCGACGCACAAUUGGCCCAGCGUCGUCCAGGGUAGGGGAGGGAAUGGCCGGCAGGGAUGUAGCUCAGUUGGUAGAGCAUGGCGCUUGCAACGCCAGGGUUGUGGGUUCGUUUCCCACGGGGGGCCAGUAUGAAAAUGUAUGCACUCACUAACUGUAAAUCGCUCUGGAUAAGAGCGUCUGCUAAAUGACUAAAAUGUAAAAUGUAAUUAAAUAUUAAACUGAUUAUGGCAGUAGGCAGAUUAUGCAAUAAUCAUAUAAUCACCUUACUCUGCUUAUCUUAAUCGGCAUAAGGUCAAAAUCGAAGUAAGAAUACGCCGAUUAAAACACCUGGUUUUCUGAGCAAUCUUUCAAAUUAUUAGGACAUGUAAACACCUUAAUCGGCGUCCAGCAGUGUAUUUGAUCUGAGCAUGUGCUAGCACCAGCCCAGCGAGCCUCCCUGUUUAGCGCGGAUGAAGUGUGUUUGGAACAACUGAAUGUAUGCGUCUUAGAAGUAGUUUUCGUAUACAAACUUUAUGUCCGAAAUCUGAAUAAAAAAUAACAUGUUCACUGUGGUAGAAUGUUUAUUUUGAUUGGCGAUUUUCUGCAUUUUCAGAGUGCCAUCAGGUAGCCUGAUUUCAGAUGUGUCCAUGUAAACGGAUUAUUAGGGAAAUCGUUCUUCUUGCAAAGCAUGUAAACGUUUUAAUCGAACUAUUAUAUUAAUCUGACUAUCCACAAUAAUCGUAUUAUUGUGUGCAUGUAACUGCACUCUUUGCGUGUCUUGACCAAUCAGAUUCACAGAAAUCGCAGGUCGCGCGGGCGUGGCAAAACACACAAAGUGCGCUCUCCACUUUCCUCUGGUAUUUAUUUAGCAAGCGGAUAACACAUAAUUCCCGACAGACACAAGCAAAAACUCGUACAUAAAUGUAGACGCCUAUACACCUAAACAUUAGCGAUCUGACAUGCUGUAUUGCAUGGAAACGAGACGAUUUUUCAGUCUGAUCAAUUGUAGGCUACUAACAACAGCUGCUGCAUAGUCUAGCCCAGGGUUCCCCAAACUCGGUCCUGGGCACCAUCCUCCUCAAGGCCAGGAGUAAAAAACAACAACAUAUGACCUGAUUAGGAAAAACUCUAGUCCCAUCAUAGCCCAUAUUAAACCUUUUUACAACAGAUUAAUCACAUCAUACCGUAUAAGGUCCGGGGUUUUACCUGGGUAGGUUAUCAGAUCAGGAAAAACUACGCGCCCCAGAAUAUUUGUUUUGCCACAUCACUCUUGGAUUUGUGGUGCCAUCUCUGACUAUUUUCCUCCCUCGAGCUGGAUGGCAGCCCUCCACUUCGUCCAUUGAUAUCACUGAUGUGUGAGAAAAAAGGGUAGGGAAAUGGAGAACGAACUGUUUGCGAAAUACAUUUUCUGAAAUUGUAUGUGUUAGUCAAGCACAACCACUAUUUCAGAGUUAGCUCCUAAGCCAAGGUGUCAUUACGAAGAAGGUAGUUAGCUACAGCGUUUAGUCAACGAAGCGAAAGCACUUUCUUGCCCGCACAUGCUUCAAUCUCCGCAACCGUAGGAGGCGCGAGCGCAUGACAAGCAAGAAAACGUGCAGUGUUGUGGUAGUUCAGUGUGCAUCGCUGCCUGGAUGGAAACAGACUGUUCCGCUAAUACGACCUUCACAGUAAGUUAUGUUAGACUGUGAAAGAUUAGUAGGCCUAUGUUAAUUAAUCAGUUGAUCUGUCCUCUUGAUAUAGCUGUAUGUCAACAGUAGAUUGCUAAUGAUGUGAUAAUAGUCAGUUCACCAAUGACGAGGCAUGUUGAAUGAAUGGUAGCCUAGUAGUCAGACCUAAUUUGAUGGAUUAGGUCAGGGAUGGAAAUCUGGAACAAGGGAUAGGGAUGGAAAUCUGGAACAUAUAGGCGUAGUUCAGUUGUUUCAUAAUAUUCUAAAUAGCCUACAGUAAACUAGACUACUACAUUGCAUCCAGUAAUUGAAUUAUUCAUAAAAAAAUGUUUUAUGUCAGUUUACAUUUUCACUAGACUAUCUACAUAUUGACACCUAUUAAUUAGAAUAAUCAUUACCCCUAAAUUUUACCUAGAAAAAUGUGUAAUUGAGACCACCUCAAUUUAAUUUAGGAUAAAAAAUAUAAAAAAAGCUUCUGUGUUGGCUAAAUUAUUUGAUAGAAUUUAAGAAAUGGCAGUUACAGGCUUUAAAAAAAUGAAAAAUGCUCCAAUUUCCUGAGGGGGAAGUUGACUGACCCCUCCUGCCCUCCCCCUACCCAACCUUAAGCCUACAUCAGCACCACCUUGUCAGAAAAUCCUAGGGAGAGCCCUGAUUGUGCAUCUAAACAUAUUUCUUGUUUGCUGCUGAAGAACAGCUAAUUACCAAGUACCCAUAACAGUCUGUAGCCUACCAUUCCUACUGAGAGUCUUCUGCCAACAUCAUUAUUAGGCUAAAAAAGGUGCAUUGCCUAUGCUUUGAGCAGUGUGGGUGUCGCAAGUGCGCCGUCGUGGGGUCCUGUGGUGCCGCCACUGCACUGAAGUGGUACUCAUCAAAAAUAUUCAAGGUUGGCAGGUCUGCUGAUGUCAUUUGAAAAUGUCGCACGGAGAAUCUUUCCACUUCUUUUUGUUGUUAUUGCAUUUUCUCCCUGGGUCUCUAAACCUAUUUGCUGCGUGAGAGAAGCAGCGAUAAAAGAGAACUUUACCGAUGUCAACUAGAUUGAAUAAUUCAUUUUAUUGAUGCAGGGCAACAAGUAAUGACAGAAGGGAAGCUGCAUGUAUCUAAUUAUAGACAAGUUUAUCAAAUAGCCUACCAAAAUGUUGAAAAUUAUAAGCAGAAACAUAGGCCUAUCUAAAUAAAUAAUCAUAAAAAUCCCGCACCCCCUGUCAAAAAAUAGCUCCAGCAUCUCUGACUGUACAGCGCAUUUUCUCUAUUUACGGGUUAGGGUCGGGUGCGGGCCUGAGCUUUUCACUUUAUCACAUAUAGUCGGGCGGUUGCUAGGGGUUAUUAGCAAUUGCGGGUGAACAAACAGCUGAUCCGUGCAUCACUAAUACAUACAGUAUUCACACCCCUUGACUUUAACCACAUUUUGUUGCGUUACAGCCUGAAUUUAAAAUGGAUUCAAUUGAAAAAAUUGUGUCUCUUGCCUACACACAAUACCCCAUAAUGUCAAAGUGGAAUUAUGUUUUUUUUUUUUUGGGGGGGGGGGGGGGGGGGGGGCAAAUUAAUAAAAAAUUAAAAGCUGAAAUGUCUUGUGUCAAUAAGUAUUCAACCCCUUUGUUAUGGCAAGCCUAAAUAAGUUCAGGAGUAAAAAUGUGCUCAAUAAGUUGCGUGGACUCACUCUGUGUGCAAUAAAUCUGUAACGUCCCUCAGUCGAGCAUUGAAUUUCAAACACAGAUUCAACCACAAAGACCAGGGAGGUUUUUUCCAAUGCCUCGCAAAGAAGGGCACCUAUAAAAUAAAAAAAAGCAGACGUUGAAUACCCUUUGAGCAUGGUGAAGUUAUUAUUUACACUUUGGAUGGUGUAUCAAUACACCCAGUCACUACAAGGAUACAGGUGUCCUUCCUAACUCAGUUACUGGAGAGGAAGGAAACCGCUCAGGGAUUUUAACAAUGGUGACAGAGUUUAAUGGUUGUGAUAUGAGAAAACUGAGAAUGUCUCAACAACAUUGUAGUUACUCCACAAUACUAACCUAAUUGACAGCGUGAAAAGAAGGAAGCCUGUACAGAAUACAAAUAUUCCAAAACAUGCUUCCUGUUUGUAACAAAGCACUAAAGUAAUACUGCAAAAAUUUGGCAAAGCAAUUAACUUUUUGUCCUGAAAACAAAGUGUUAUGUUAGAGGCAAAUGCAAUACAACACAUUACUGAGUACCACUCUCCAUAUUUUCAAGCAAUAGUGGUGGCUGCAUCAUGUUAUGGGUAAGCUUGUAAUCGUUAAGGACUGGGGAGUUUUUCACGAUAAAAAGGAAAUGGAAUGGAGCUAAACACAGGCAAAAUCCUAGAGGAAAACCUGGUUCAGUCUGCUUUCCACCAGACACUGGGAGAUUAAUUCACCUUUCAGCAGGACAAUAACCUAAAACACAAGGCCAAAUCUACACUGGAGUUGCUUAACAAGAAGAUAGUGAAUGUUCCUGAGUGGCAGAGUUACAAUUUUGACUUAAAUCUGCUUCAAAAUCUAUGCCAAGACCAGAAAAUAGUUGUUUAGCAAUUAUCAACAACCAAUUUGACAGAGCUUGAAGAAUUUUGAAAAGAAUAAUGGGCAAAUGAUGCACAAUCCAGAGGAGGAAAGCUCUUAGACUUACCCAGAAAGACUCAAAGCUGUAAUUGCUGCCAAAGAUGAUUCUAACAUGUAUUGACUACUUAUCUAAUCAAGAUAUAUUAGUGUUUUAUUUAUUAUAGAUUUUUUACAAAUGUAAGAAUUUGACUUCCACUUUGAUAUUACAGAGUAUUUUGUGUAGAUCGUUGACAAAAAAGGACAUGCAUUUUAAUCCCACUUUGUAACACAACAAAAUCUGGAAAAAGUAAAGGGGUGUGAAUACUUUCUGAAGGCACUGUAGCGCUGUACAUCGGCGGUCAGGCUGGUUAAAAUACUCCAGGCCAGAAGGUGGCAGUAGCGUUGCUUUCGCGGUGUUUCCAUCGGCAUAUCAAAGAUAAUUUUCCCCCAUCAUUUUCCUACAUAUACUGAACAAAAAUAAAAAACGAUUUUACUGAGUUACAGUUCAUAUAAAGAAAUCAGUCAAUUUAAAUAAAUGUAUUAGGCCCUAAUCUAUGGAUUUCACAUUACUGGGCAGGGGCGCCGCCAUAGGUGGGCCUUGGAGGGCAUAGGCCCACCCACUGGGGAGCAAGGCCCAGCCAAUCAGAAUGAGUUUUUCCCAACAAAAGGGUUUUAUUACAGACAGAAAUACUCCUCAGUUUCUUCAGCUGUCCGGGUGGCUGGUCUCAGACGAUCCCGCAGUUGAAGAAGCCGGAUGUGGAGGUCCUGGGCUGGCGUGGUUACACGUGAUCUGCGGUUAUGAGGCCGGUUGGACCUACUUAUGGUAGAGAAAUGAACAUUGAAUUAUCUGGCAACAGCUCUGGUGGACAUUCCUGCAGUCAGCAUGCCAAUUGCACGCACCCUCAAAACUUGAGACAUCUGUGACAUUGUGUUGUGUGACAAAACUGCCUUUUAUUGGUAUUUUAUUGACCCUAGCACAAGGUGCAACUGUGUAAUGAUCAUUCUGUUUAAUCGGGGAUGCAAACAAAUUUGUGCACAACAUUUUAGAGAAGCUUUGUGCGUAUGGAACAUUUCUGGGAACUGUUAUUUCAGCUCAUGAAACAUGGGACCAACACUUUAUUUACAUGUUGCAUUUAUAUUUUUGUUCAGUAUACAUCACUCCUGUGUGUCAUUGAUUUAAAUUAUUAUAAGGUUGUAAAUAUCAGACUGGGUGAGGGGGCCUUUAAUUGGGUUUGAAUGAGCAAAUCAAUAGUGUUGUCUCCCUGUGUGUUUGUUAGGCCAAGUGUGUGUGGAAGCAUCCACCCGGAGAUGAGGUCUACAGGAAGGGAGCCAUCUCUGUCUUUGAGGUGGACGGCAAGAAGAACAAGGUGAGGGGCCUAUUCAUUUUCUCUAACCCUGGACUCAUACUUUACUUUCUGUCAGUUUUUUUCUCAAAAUAUGUAUAUUGGUCUAAAGAGCAAAUACAUAAUCAUGGUUAAAAAAUGUUUUGUCAUGUCUCACAUUUCAGCCUAUGGUACCUAACCACAGGGAUGCCUGGCACUCCUAUAAAACAAGCUGCAUUAUCUCUGGCGAGGCCUUUGGGGAAUUUAAAUGGUGUGGUUUCCUUUUCCAGAUCUACUGCCAGAACCUGUGUCUACUCGCCAAGCUCUUCCUGGAUCACAAGACGCUGUACUACGACGUGGAACCCUUUCUGUUCUACGUCAUGACUGAGGCAGACAACACAGGCUGCCAUCUGGUGGGAUACUUCUCUAAGGUAAAAAAAGAAAAAAAGACCAAGGGACCCACCCACUGUACUCCUUCCACAUUGGUAGUGGUUGCCUGUAUAUAUUCAGAGCUGUAUCCCUGUAAUGCUUAGAGAAGAUGUCAUUUCAAGUGUUAUUGAAGUGUUGUGGUUGCAGGUUCACCUGCCUCAUCUAAAGCCUAUUAUUUUGGGGUGUUGCUAUAGGCCAACAAGUGCUAACAGUCAGUUUCUAAAUAAUGUGUGUGAAAUGCGUGAUAGUGUAUGUGAUGUAAACAGAGAGGUCUACUUUCUUGGGGACCUGAAUAUUGACUGGUUUUCAUCAUGCUAACUGCUCAAGAGGAAGCUUCUCACUGUAACCAGUGCCUGUAAUCUGGUUCAGGUUAUUAAUCAACCUACCAGGGUGUUUACAAACACUACAGGAACAAGAUCAUUCACAUGUAUUGAUCACAUUUUUACUAAUACUGUAGAACUUUGUUCUAAAGCGGUAUCCAUACCCAUUGGAUGCAGUGAUCACAAUAUAGUGGCUAUAUCCAGGAAAGCCACAUUUCCAAAAGCUGGGCCUAAAAUAGUGUAUAAGAGAUCAUACAAAAGAUUUUGCUGUGACUCAUGUGGAUGAUGUAAAAAAUAUUUUAUGAAAUUGCUUCUUCCAAUUAUUGAUGAACAUGCACCUGUUUAGAAAUGGACUGUUAGAACUGUUAAGGCUCCAUGGAUUGAUGAGGAAUUGAAAAACUGUAUGGUUGAAAGAGAUGGGGCAAAAGGAGUGGCUAAUGAGUCUGGCUGCACAUCUGACUUACUGCAAAUUGAGAAAUGAUGUGACUAAACUCAACAAAAUAAGAAGGGACUGUAUUAUGAAGCCAAGAUCAAUGAUAUAAAGAAUGAUGGAAAAAAAGUACUUUAAAUUAAAUUAUGGGCAGAAAGACUAAUUCAAAUUAUUGUUAUCGAUCAAUAAUGACAAACCUCCUGGCAUUGACAACUUAGAUGGAAAGCUACUGAGGAUGGUGGCUGACUCUAUAGCCACUCCUAUCUGUCAUGUCUUUAAUAUGAGCCGAGAGGAAAGUGUUUGUCCUCAGGCCUGGAGGGAAGCCAAAGGCAUUCCGCUACCCAAGAGUGAUAAAGCGGCCUUUACUGGUUCUAAUAGUAGACCUAUCAGCUUGCUGCCAGCUCUUAGCAAACUGUGGGAGCUGUACUGUUAGAUUUCAGUGCAGCCUUUGAUAUUAUUGACCAUAACCUGUUGUUGAGAACGUAUGUUUUAUGGCCAUUCAACCUCUGCCAUAUUGUGGAUUCGGAGCUAUCUAUCUAAUAGAACUCAGAGUUUUUUUUUUAUGGAAGCUUCACUAAUGUCAAACAUGUAAAGUGUGGUGUACCACAGGGCAGCUCUCUAGGCCCUCUACUCUUUUCUAUUUCUUACCAAUGACCUGCCACUGGCAUUAAACGAAGCAUGUGUGUCCAUGUAUGCUGAUGAUUCAACCAAAUACGCAUCAGCAACCACAGCUAAUGAAGUCACUGAAACCCUUAGCAAAGAGUGCAGUCAGUUUUGGAAUGGGUGACCAGUAACAUCUCUAAAACUAAGAGCAGUGUAUUUGGUACAAAUCAGUCCCUAAGUUCUAGACCUCAGCUGAAUCUGGUAAUGGAUGGUGUGGCUGUUGAACAAGUUGAGGAGACUAAAUUACUUGGUGUUUCCUUGGAUUGUAAACUGUUAUGUUCAAAACAUACAGAUUCAAUGGUUGUAAAGAUGGGGAGAGGUCCGUAAUAAAGAGAUGCUCUGCUUUUUUGAAACCACACUCUACAAAGCAAGUCCUGCAGGCUCUAGUUUUAUCUUAUCCUGAUUACUGUCCAGUCAUAUGGUCAAGUGCUGCAAAGAAAGACCUAGUUAAGCUGCAGCUGGCCCAGAACAGAGCGGCAUGUCUUGCUCUUCAUUGUAAUCAGAGGGCUAAUAUGAAUACUAUGCAUGCCAGUCUCUUGGCUAAGAGUUGAGAAAAUACUGACUGCAUCACUUCUUGUUUUUUAUAAGAAACAUUAAUGUGUUGGAAAUUCCAAAUUGUUUUCAUAGUCAACUUACAUACAGCACUGACACACACUUACCCCACCAGGCAUGCUACCAGGGUUCUUUUCACACUCACCAGGUCCAGAACAAGUUGAAGUAAACAUACAGUACUAUACAGAGCCAUGAGUGCAUGGAACUCCCUUCCAUCUCAUAUAGAGCAUGUGAACAGCAAACCUGGUUUAAAAAAACAAAUAAAGCUACAGCUCACGGCACAAUGCCUCUCCCACAUGUGACCUACUUGUUGUGUAAAUGUACUGACAUGUAUGUGUAACUGAAUAGAUGCACAUACGCACGCUACAUUUAAAUGUUUUUAAAUGUAUGUCAAUUGUAAAGUAUUUUGUCUGUAAUGUUUUUUAUGUUAUGUGUCGGACCCCAGUAAGACUAGCUGUUGCCAUUGGCGUCGGCUUAUGGGGAUCCUAAUAAAUCAAAUCUGUCUCCCAUAACGUUUUGAUACGGUUUAUGAUAGCGCUUUGUUUUUUAUUACGGAAUUCUCUGUCAUUACUUUAGCUUUAAAGAUGAGACUCAUACACAUAUUCUGUGUUCUUACAGGAAAAGAACUCUUUCCUCAACUACAACGUCUCUUGCAUCCUGACAAUGCCCCAGUACAUGAGACAGGGCUAUGGGAAGAUGCUGAUCGACUUCAGUAAGUCGCUAUAGGCAAUUUUUUACCCCUGUUCUCUCUUAUUAGUGCAAGGUUGUUCAUUGCAACUACAGCCAGGUGGAAGUUCCAGAUGCAGAUUAUUUUAUUAAACCCCCAGGAAUGAAAACACAGGGUAUUGGUGAUUAAAUACACAGUCAACACUGAAAGGGCUGACACAGAAUUCUGCCGCUUUAAUAUGCCCUGAAAGCAAGUUCUUUGUGUUUACAUUAUGUGGCUAUUAGGGCUGGGUGAUAUGGCCUAAAAGUCAGAUUUGUAAUUUUUAUUUUAUUAUUAUUAUUAUUAUUAUUAUUUAUUAUUACUUAUGGGCGAUUCACGAUAUAUAUACAAAAAUUAUUUUAAAAAUCCUAAAAUAAGCUUUGUUUUACAAUUUAAAGGUAAAAUACACUGCUUUUCAAACAGUCAGCAAUAAUCUAAAAUUAAACCUAGGCUCAAUAUAAGCUUUCCACAACCAUAAGACCCACUAAUUGUUUAAUUAUUUUAUCAAAAUAGUUGAACCUGCUUUUUUGCAAUAAUUACUGAUCUGGCUUUCAAGUAUGUCUAUGAAAAUGCCAGUUUUCUUACAAAUGUACAUGCCCAAAUUCCCCACUAAUAAUGACCAACUUCUUGUAGCAGGCAUUAUAGAAAAUCUUGAAGACGGACAGGGUGUGUUCAUAACUGUCUACCUUGUUAGCUAGCUAAUAGACCCAAGUUGGCUAGAUUUUAUAUAUAAAGAUUAGCGGGCAUUACAGGUCUCACAAACAAUCUCUCAAGCACGAGCCCACGUGCUAGUGAGUAGUCAGCUAAUCUUUAUAUUUCAAGUCUAGCCAACUUGGAUCUAUUAGCUAGCUAACAAGGUAGAACAGUUGAACUGCUAUGAACACACCCUGUCCGUCUCCAACUGUUUGAACAGCAUGCUAGCCUGUCCACUUUGAUUAGAUAUUGAAAUCAAGUGGCCUACCUGGAUAAGAAGAUGCUCAUUUCUCAGAAUGAGAAUGAGUUGCCAAUUCCUUAUAUAAAUGCGUCUUUUUAUGCUUGGUGUAUGAUUGGGAAGGUGCAUUUUCAAUUUCGCGCUUAAACAUCAAUUCGAUUUCAUCAAAUGAAUUUGGUAUAACGCCCAGCCCUAGUGGCUAUUGCAGUAGAACAAAACUACAGUUAAUUUUGAGGUUUUGCUUUUCUCCACCAGGUCUCAUUGCUAUUUUAGUGCAGUCCAUCUCAUUGUUUAUUAGAACUGCUAUUGACCACCCUGCCUGCCCUAUCCCCUUUCUGUAGGUUACCUGCUGUCCAAGGUGGAGGAGAAGGUGGGCUCCCCGGAGCGGCCCCUCUCGGACCUGGGCCUCAUCAGCUACCGCAGCUACUGGAAGGAAGUGCUGCUGCGCUACAUGUACAACUUCCAGGGCAAGGAGAUCUCCAUCAAAGGUGACAGAGAGGACUUUACAUAGAACUUAAUUUUUGCACAAAAAAAUGGUGUCCUUAAUGCCACACUUUACUGUGCUGAGAGGAUUUGGAAAGAAUCUACAAUUAGUUUAGGGUCAAAGGUGAGGGUUGAAAAUGACGCUGUCAAAUUAUGUAGCUUGUUCAGGUUACACACACUCACGCACAUACGUAAUCUCCAAAGUGUUCCCUUUCAAUUGCUACUAUGGUUAUGCAUAUCCUUCUCAUAUUUAUUCUGUUACAAACAUUAUAAUUUGGGCCUGUCCAUAUAGGCCAAUUCUCCUCAUAACUAAUUUGUCUCUAGGCGCAUCCAACUGCUUAACAUGCAAUAAGCACUUUAAACCUGGGAAGACUACCCUUUAUUUUGCCCAGUUUUUAGCAAGUAUUUGCUGUAACUUGUGUGUAUGUAGCCUUAUCUGUUUUAUGUGGUUGAUGUCAUGUUGUCUGUAAAUGUUGAUGAUUUAAUGUUGUUAAUUAUGUGGCUUCAAGUUAGCCUAAAUUUCAUUUGAAAACAUUAGCAGAUUUUCUACCAAGCAUUUGAAUGGUUAGGAAUAGCAUAUGAAAUGGAACACUCUUGGCAGGAUUCUCUUUUUUGAAUGUGUGUUAUGUUUGUGUUUGUUCAGAGAUCAGCCAGGAGACAGCCGUGAACCCAGUGGACAUUGUCAGCACCCUGCAGUCCCUGCAGAUGCUCAAGUACUGGAAGGGAAAGCACCUCGUCUUGAAGAGACAGGUACUGUAUGUGACCCCUUCACGAAGAAGGUGUGUGUGUCAUGACAAUAUCAACAUUGGUUAAUCCUUUGCACACUGAUCCCAUAUAUGGGAUCCAAAUGGGUGAUUUGGUCACUGAUAAGUGUUUAAAUUGGAACGCUGUGGCUACAGCAACAUACUAUAAAUUACAUAUGCGUCUCCGCUUCACAGCGAUGUAUAGCUUUCAAAUUACAGAUGUUUUAAACGGGACCACCACCCGUUACAAAUGUGCUUGCUUCAGUUCCUCCAAAGGCACAACCAGGAGAUCAAAAAAAUUGAAAUCAAAAAUAUUUGAGACAUAAAAGUGUAUUGAUAUUACUGCACACACGUUGGAGAGGUGUGUGUGGCCAUUUGGAGACACCAGUUAGACAUUUCUCUCAAACCCUUGUAUUUUUUGUCUUGUCAUGUUGUAUCUCCCACAAAUUUUGGCAUGAAUAUUCUUGUUAUAUUAUUUAACUAUUUCCAGAUUUCGUUAUCGACAAAUGAUUGCAAAAAGUACAGUAAAGGUAAAAUGCACAUAAAAUCAACAGUGUAAUGUUUGAACUGUCCUCACCUUUGUUCCCUUUCAAUUGCUACCAUGGUUAUACAUAUUUUUUUGAGCAUUUCAAUUUGUUCGUGCGUGCGUGCGACAUGACAACAUCCCAUUCGGCUCAGUUUGUCAGUUAAGACCCUACGAUUCUCUUCUCUUAAGUAAGUUGUCCCUAGGUGCAUCAAACUGCUCAACAUGCACUAGACUAGGCACUUUAAACCUGGGAAGGAGAAGUCCUGUGGACAUUUGAGCUAUCCUUUGCACUGUAUUUAUCAUGUGUUUGCUGUAGUUUGUGCGUAUGUAACCCUUUCUAUCUGUUUUAUGUGGUUGUCAUCUAUGUUAUGUGGGUCUGUAAAUGUUGAUGAUUUAAUGUCGUCUUUGACUCAGUGCUCUUGAAUCUGAGGCAAAUUCCUGUAAAAGGCCAAUAAAUGAUUUGAACUCCCCCUUACAGGACCUGAUCGAUGAGUGGAAAGCCAAGGAGACGAAAAGAGGCAGCAACAACAAAACCAUUGACCCCAGUUCGUUAAAAUGGACCCCGCCCAAAGGGACAUAGGCUAAAGGCUCACAAGUGAGCCACCUAAUAAACUCUUCUUUCUUCUAUCACUCCUGCCAGGAUAGGGGUCCUAUCAGCUAUCAAUACCACAGUCUUCUUUCUUCUAUCACUCCUGCCAGGAUAGGAGUCCUAUCAGCUAUCAAUACCACAGUCUUCUUUCUUCUAUCACUCCUGCCAGGAUAGGAGUCCUAUCAGCUAUCAAUACCACAGUCUUCUUUCUUCUAUCACUCCAUCCACCCUGUAUAGCUGCCCUUUGCUAGGUUUUUCUUGUGUCUGGAGGAACUCUCUUCCCCUGUUUUACAUUUCGACUCGUAUUUAUAUUUUAGUAAUUCGUCACCAUUCAAUCAAUUCUUGGCUUAAAUAUUGUUAAACAAUGAAAGUUAGAGAAUUUCAGUUGAUGACUUUUGUUUUAAACAAUCCACCUAAAUAAAGAUAAGCUACGAAUGUAUUUACACCACCGUCGGAGCUUUGUACCGAAAGCUCCGACUCUAGUGGACCGCAUAAUGAAUGUUUUGCUUUGUCCACAAAAAAAAUACAUACUUCUGACCUGCUGCAGCAUUCCUGGCUUUUUCUUUUAUUUCAUUCAACACAGUGGCAGUUGUUUGCAGAGACAAGUGCAUUUUUUGGGAUAGAAUAUACCAUAAUCAUCGGCAUGAACUUUGAUACCUUAAAGACAUAGCUUUUUUUCUUACAAGUAUGAGAUACUGUUGUUUCUUUUUUUUUUAUGCGUUGAUAUCAAAAUUGUAUAGAUCAUGUAAACAUUCAAAUCUGAAUCUUUUUUUCUAGCUUUAGUAAUACGGGAUUUGGUCCCAUGCCUCUUGUCAAUCUGCCAAAUGAAGAAAUACAAAUAGCACAUAAUACACGUUAAAAUGUUUGGUUUGCAUUUAGUCAACAUAAAGACAAGUUUUACAUAUAUAUUUUACAUUUAAAAAUGUAAAAUGUAAUACAAGUUUUACUGUGCAAACCACAUUACAAUGUUACAAAGUGCUCUCAGGUUUUAACCAUAACAUCAAUAUAUAAGAAAUACCUGGUUGUGUGUGUGAUCCCUCGGCAAUAUCGAUCGCAGUGCUUGUAGCAUCUGGAAUAAUUUUCGUGAACGAUUC